Messenger RNA from Candida dubliniensis CD36, 381 nucleotides. It is a transcript of the gene PFY1, whose product is annotated as profilin. The record is from RefSeq and is a predicted model, not a curated record. Gene Ontology annotation, cellular component: cell cortex. Bases 1 to 381 code for a protein of 126 amino acids. NCBI's taxonomy places the organism in Eukaryota, Fungi, Ascomycota, Pichiomycetes, Serinales, Debaryomycetaceae. Gene Ontology annotation, molecular function: actin monomer binding. The transcript has a single exon.
AUGUCUUGGCAAGCCUACACUGAUAACUUAAUUGCUAACGGUAAAGUCGAUAAAGCAGCCUUAUAUUCAAGAGCUGGUGACGCAUUAUGGGCCCAAUCCGGAUCAUUCGAAUUACAACAACCAGAAAUUACUGAAAUCGCCAAAGGUUUUGAUAGUGCUGAAGGUUUACAGACCAGUGGUUUACAUGUUCAGGGCCAAAAAUACUUUUUGUUAAGAGCUGACGACAGAUCAAUUUACGGUAAACACGAAGCCGAGGGUGUUAUUUGUGUUAGAACUAAACAAACUAUUUUGAUCGCCCAUUAUCCGAGUGGUGUUCAACCAGGCGAAGCUACCACUCUUGUUGAAAAAUUGGCCGAUUACUUGAUCAAUGCUGGUUAUUAG